AUGAGUGUUCGUUCGAUUGACCAUGCUCACUCGGUGGAGGCGUUCCCGGGGGUACUCAACAAUAUUGACAUCGAGGCCCAGCCGCGUCCUUUGAGCCCUGCAGUGUCCCCGACUACGAACGAGGUGGGCUCUGAUAAAUUUGUACGCGCAGCCCGGGUGAGCUCCCAAGACACCGCGAGGAAACGUGUCCGGCGCUCCACAACAGCUCGGUCAUACUAUCCUGAUGGCAGCACACAUGAUCCCAACUGGCAACCGGGGACAGAGCCGGGAAUUGAUCCAACCCAACCACUCCCUCCAUACGCCACCGAUGGAGCGGCCUCUCCGCGCAUGGUUUUACACAAAAGGUGUGAAAUCACUGUUGUUGACUUUUCGCAACAUGAAAUGCGCCAAUAUGAGCUAGACAAUGACAACCUCGAGCAAUUCUUAUCGCGAGAGCGAGAACCUUGGGUACAAUGCAGGUGGAUCAAUGUCAACGGGCUCAGUUGGGACGUGGUUCGAAUUCUGGGUAACGAAAAGGGGAUCCACAGACUUGCCGUCGAAGAUCUCAUAUACACGAGUAAUCGCACCAAGGCUGAUUGGUAUUCAGAUCAUGCGUUUGUGGUACUGACAUUACAAAAGCUGGUAAAGCUCCAGGACCAAGCCAGCGACUCAGAAGAGGAGGAUGAUGCGAGUGACAGUCAGUCCUGGAAACAGAAGAAUCAGAGGAGAGCCUCGACAAUAAGUUCCAAGAGCUCAAUCUCUCUAAAGCGUCCGAGUAAGCGAGGCCUGAUUCUGGCAGCGCUCAAGGACGUGAUAUUUCCGCCCAAGACGGAGAAGAAAAAACGCAAAAACAGUGGGAGGCCAAUACGGACAUUCGAGAAGGGGGUUCCUCUAAAGACAGCGUCUCGGUUUAGUGAUCCUUCUGCUGCCCGGAGCAUCCAGCGGUACCGAGGCGGGCCAAACGAAGAUCGCAUAGAGUUCAUGGAGCGACACGCUGUCCUCGCCUCGAAGGGCUUGACUGUUGCUCUCGAACAAGUAUCGGUAUUCCUUCACGCAGAUAAUACCGUGACAUCCUUCUUCGAAACGAGUGCCGAUGAUAUCGAAGCUCCUAUCGUUAGGCGUCUAAGCUCUCCCGAAACGAUCCUACGCCAAUCAUGCGAUGCAAGCAUGCUCCUUCAAGCCAUCUUGGAUGCGGUGAUUGACCUAGCAAUCCCGGUCACUACUGCUUAUCAGGAUGCGAUGGGUGACUUGGAGCUUGAGGUCCUGACCGAUCCAGACAUCGACUUGUCAAAGAGCCUGUACAUUCUGACAUCCGAAAUCUCUGUGCUACGCAACCACAUGCAGCCUCUUGUGGCCGUGAUCAAUGCUCUUCGUGACCACCGAUCAGAGCCCAUCAGCACACCCGGUCUGGGAAUUCUCAAGCAGACAGAAACAUCCAGUCCUUACUUUAGCGAGCUGCCUCCCAAGCCGAAUCUGCACAUAGGAACAAUGACGCCGAACCUCAAAAGUAUAGGAGGAUCCAGCAUCACGAUCAGCCCCAUGUGCCAUACCUAUCUCGGAGAUGCCUUGGAUCAUUGUAUUACAAUUGUUGAAGGCUACGACCAGAUGAGACGCUCCGCUGAUAAUAUGAUUGACCUCAUCUUCAACACAAUAGGAGCGUAUCAAAAUGAGAGUAUGAAACAGUUGACAAUAGUCACCUGUCUUUAUCUCCCGCUGACCUUCUUGACGGGCUAUUUUGGUAUGAAUUUCAAAUCAUUCAAAGGCAUCGACCAUAGUGACGCCUAUUUCUGGAAAAUUGCUGUCCCAUUUGUGGUCGUGACAACACUAUUUCUCAUGCGCGACAAGAUUCAGCGGUAUGCCGUGAUGCUAGCGCAGAGACGACUGAUUAUCAGCUCGAGAAAACAGAGGCAAGAGAGGAAGGACAAAUAG
Penicilliopsis zonata CBS 506.65 is the source of this 1908-nucleotide messenger RNA. RefSeq lists its product as hypothetical. The transcript is spliced from 5 exons. Gene Ontology annotation, cellular component: membrane. Gene Ontology annotation, molecular function: cobalt ion transmembrane transporter activity; magnesium ion binding; magnesium ion transmembrane transporter activity. The record is from RefSeq and is a predicted model, not a curated record. The coding region runs from base 1 to 1908 and encodes 635 amino acids. Gene Ontology annotation, biological process: metal ion transport; transmembrane transport. Lineage: Eukaryota; Fungi; Ascomycota; Eurotiomycetes; Eurotiales; Aspergillaceae.